Messenger RNA from Pteropus alecto (black flying fox), 561 nucleotides. Its product is annotated as disintegrin and metalloproteinase domain-containing protein 29-like. Gene Ontology annotation, molecular function: metalloendopeptidase activity. Gene Ontology annotation, biological process: male gonad development; proteolysis. The record is from RefSeq and is a predicted model, not a curated record. Lineage: Eukaryota; Metazoa; Chordata; Mammalia; Chiroptera; Pteropodidae. The annotation marks the transcript as partial. The transcript has a single exon. Gene Ontology annotation, cellular component: plasma membrane; external side of plasma membrane; sperm head plasma membrane.
AGUUCUACUCUGGAACAAAGUGCUUAUGAGAGCUGGUGGGUUCAUAAUUUUUUAAUAGAAACAGCAGUGGUGGUUGAUCAUAGUCUCUAUGUUCAUUGGGAAAAAAAUGUCUCAAAGUUGCAGGAAAAUUUAUAUGUUGUUGUAAAUAUAGUGGAUUCCAUUUAUGAGGCAUUGGGCCUUAAGCUGUUAUUGUUUGGUUUGGAGGUAUGGACUCAAGCAAACCAUAUUAAAGUAGACGAUCCAUGGAGAUCGUCGACGUUUUUUUGCCGUUGGAAGUAUGAAAACCUUGCUUCCCGCAUGCCACAUGAUACUAUACAUCUUUUUAUGCAUAAGACAUUAAAAGGAUUAAGUGGUCUAAGCUUUAUUGGCGGACUAUGUAGAAUAAAACGUGGUUGUGCAAUUGUUACUUUUUUAAACAAAUCCUUGACCAUUGCUGCAAUUGCGGUGGCUCAUCAUAUGGGUCAUAAUUUGGGUAUGUUUCAUGAUCUGUUUUUCUGUACAUGUGGAAAAUAUCAAUGUAUAAUGCAUUUUGAUAACCCACCAAUAACUAAAUUUAGCAAU